AUGUCUGACCCCAAUACUGAUAACAUAAAGCAAAGAUUAGACAAAAUCAAAUCAUUAGCCUUGGGUGACAAACUCAAAGAAAGUGAUAUCGCUGAUUUACUCCAAGAAAUUGGUGUUCCCUCUGGUCAAGUAGAUGUCAAGUCGCUCUUGAAAGAUAAUUACGAUUCCAAAUAUCGCUUACUCGAUCUUAUCCAUACCACGGGUGUGCCAGGUUUAGCAAAAUGCGACCAUGGAGAUCUUGAACGCAUACUGUUAGAAACUACAGAUAGUUCGCCCCAAGGAAUCAUGGACCAAAUCAAACAAUUUGAAGCAAGAUAUCCUGAUCUUUAUACACCUGCCCUUUGCCAAAAUAUCGUGACGAAUUAUUUAAAUAAAUGGGGAUCCCCACGACCCGACCAGCAAUAA
Messenger RNA from Cavenderia fasciculata, 405 nucleotides. RefSeq lists its product as uncharacterized. NCBI's taxonomy places the organism in Eukaryota, Evosea, Eumycetozoa, Acytosteliales, Cavenderiaceae. The transcript has 4 exons. The record is from RefSeq and is a predicted model, not a curated record. Bases 1 to 405 code for a protein of 134 amino acids.